Molecule: messenger RNA, 1388 nt
Organism: Stylophora pistillata
Lineage: Eukaryota; Metazoa; Cnidaria; Anthozoa; Scleractinia; Pocilloporidae
Biological process (GO): positive regulation of kinase activity; protein phosphorylation; multicellular organism development
Cellular component (GO): signaling receptor complex; plasma membrane
Molecular function (GO): ATP binding; transmembrane receptor protein tyrosine kinase activity; protein binding
Source: RefSeq, a predicted model, not a curated record
UUUAACCAUUCCAACGGUCAAAAUUAGCGGUUCCCGAUCGUUAAACGAGUUCUAGUCAACCCACGAAAAACAUAUAUUUUGGGCUUGUGAUAGUUUGACGCAAAUUCGAUUUUAAAAUAGUCGCCAAGCGUAGAAUUCUUUUGAUCGGUAUUUUCUGGAAAACGAUAUUUCAGCGUUUUCCUGUGGAUGAAACAAUGUUUAAAGUUUUACUCAUGUUCGUUCUCGUAAAUUGUCAUUUAUCUUGUUGCUCCUUUGAGGACGAAGAGUUCAUCGAAAAAGUCCAGGAAGGACAUUUCAACAUGAAAUGCGAGAAAAUGUACGGUCACCCGUUGCCGAUGAAUGUUACCGGGAUCAAGGGAAGCCUUCGUCCUUUCAGCUGUGGGAACAAGUGUUUAAAUUGCAAGUCGCCAUUCAAGUUUCAUGCAACAACUGUGAAAGACUGUAAAGCUGAAUGCAAUCAAACUAGCAGUGGUGACCCGUGUGAACAAGGAUGCGAGUUUCUUCACAGCGUUAUUAAUUCAGGUAAUCGACCGAGUGGGAUCCAGUAUGACACAAGGAACGUCACUUCCAGAGGACCGUACCUUUUCUGUCGCACAUCACGAGAGUUAUUGGUCAACUUUGAGUUUCGUCUUGUCAGUGAGAUUGCUGUUGAAUUUGAGCCCGUUACCUUUAUUAUCUUUCUAAAGUUGAACAAAACGCAAGAUUGGUCGAUGUUUAAACUGUCUUCAGAGUUGCCAUUCCAUGCAAGUGGUCUUUAUAAAGGCUUUAAAAUUCAACUAGCUUUUGCCAUAAUAACAUCAAAGGGACUGCAAUUUGUACCGGAUUCUAAAGAAUUCCGCCAUAUUGGAAAAUGGAUGUCGACGUUGAGUGAUGAAAAUCUUAUAGACCCUCCCAGGGACGUUCGUGUCAAUUUGAAAGCAUCAGGUGACAAAUUUGAGGCGCAUGUGACUUGGCGUGUGGCGCCGCACAGCAAAACAUGUGACUACAUGAUUGACUGGCGAGCUGAUGACGCAGAUCACUGGGACAGUAAAAAAUUUAACCUCGAACGAGAGAAGCACCAUAUAGACACAAAGAUGCAUUGUGUACUGCAAGGUUUAUUACCAAAGGAGAAUUACACUAUAGACAUCAUAUCUACAACUUCUGAUGACAAAGAAAAUAAAAGCACCGUCUAUAUUGCAACACCUCCUCUGGAAUGCUUCAAUGACACUGGCUUUUACACCUGCGAGCUAGGGCCACCGGAGAACUUGACCUUGGUUAAAGUCAAACACCUGUCACGCAAUACGUCAAAAGCUAUGGUCAAGUGGUGGCCACCACGUAAGAUAUCCUCUACAGAUCAUGUACAGGAAUACAGAUUAGCGUGGAGAAAGAUCCCCAUCCUUAGAGGACAA